Molecule: messenger RNA, 4088 nt
Organism: Musca domestica (house fly)
Lineage: Eukaryota; Metazoa; Arthropoda; Insecta; Diptera; Muscidae
Product: NPC intracellular cholesterol transporter 1 homolog 1b-like
Exons: 9
Coding region: 232-3972 (1246 amino acids)
Cellular component (GO): membrane
Source: RefSeq, a predicted model, not a curated record
UGUGAAUAAUUCAUACAGUUUUCGACGGUCGUUCAUUGCACGCGGACCGGUUUUGAUAUUCAGCGUAAUUAGUUUUGUGGCAUAAGUGAUAGUGAAGUCCUGAAAGGGGGAAAAAAUAAAAAUUAAUUUUAUAUAAUGGAAUAAAUGCAAACGCUAGCUCCGAACAAGGAUUAAUUGUGUUGAAAAAAAUAUAUUUUCGAAAUUGAGGAUUUAAUCGAACAAAAAGUGAAAAUGAAUGUACCCAAGAAUAACACAGCUGUGAUAUUGUCCAUAAGUUGUCUCCUGCUCUUUUUACAAACUCUACCACAAAGCGAUGGCAAAUGCAUAUGGUAUGGCCACAGUCAUAUGGUUGGGGCACAUUGGAAAAAUAAGGCCUAUGGUGGUGAAGCUCUGCCUCUGAAUGAUAGCCAGGCCGAGGCAAUAUUCAAAACACGUUGUCCCAUCCUAUACAAUGAGUAUAAAGGCAAUGAUCCGGAUGCUCCCUUGAAUUUGUGCUGUGACAGCGGCCAAAUCUUAACCAUGGAUCAGGGUAUGUCUCAGGCGGAUGGUAUAUAUUCCCGCUGUCCAACGUGUACAUUGAACAUGGGUCUCAGCAUCUGUGCCAUGACAUGUGCCCAAAAUCAUAGCCUCUUCCUGACCGCUUAUACCGCAAAGCACGAUACCUGGGAUUAUGUGGAAAAAAUCGAUUUCCGUAUUGAUGAUGGAUUUGUGGAGGGCGUUUAUAACAGCUGUAAGGCCAUACAGCAUUCACAAACAGGUCGUCCUGCCAUGGACUUGGGUUGUGGUGCAUACAAUGCUCGCACCUGUGACCAUCAGAAAUGGUACCGAUUCAUGGGUGACACCGAACUCAGCGACUAUGUGCCGUUUCCCAUCAACUACAUAUUCUUGGAGGAUGAUACGGAGGAUGACCGAUUUAAAAUGUCUCCGCUAUCCUGUUCCGAGGCCUAUGAAAAUUCAUAUGCCUGUGCCUGCAUUGACUGUGCCGAAUCGUGUGCCAUUACCGAUAUUCCCGUGGGCCAUGAGGAGGUUUUUGUUUUCAUGGGUUUGUUCAUCGCUGCCGGUUUAGUUGUCGUCAUUGUGGCGGUGUGGGUAUUUGAAAGGUUGCGCUCGAACAGUAAUAGUCCCCAGUGCUUCUGUUUUUCGGGCUUUGGUUGUUUCAAUGAUGUCCUGUACAAAGUGUUUCGUGCGGGCGGUACAUUCUGUGCCAAACAUCCCGUUUUGGUUCUGGCCGUACUGUCAUGGAUAAUUGGCGGUCUCUGCUAUGGAAUUAUUUAUAUGCAAGUGACCACGGAUCCCAUUGAGUUGUGGGCUGGCGAAGAGAGUCAAACCCGUAUAGAAAAGGAAUAUUUCGAUGCCCACUUUGGCCCCUUCUACAGGACCAAUCAAGUGUUCAUUAAGCCCACUAAUGCCUCAGGGUUCACCCAUGUCACUUCUGCCGGUACAGUGGAAUUUGGUCCGGCCUAUCAAAAGGAUUUCCUCUUGGAAGUAUUCAAACUGCAGGAAGCCAUUGAGGCAAUUGGUAUGGAAGAUGGUAUUGGUCUGGAUAAAGUAUGCUAUGCUCCCGUCAUGUAUCCCGGCGAAAAGACCACUGUCGAUAAAUGUAUUGUCCAAUCGAUCUAUGGAUUCUUUCAAAAUGAUUUGGAAUUUUUCGAAACGGAAUAUGAGGAUGAAAAUGGUUAUGUCAUCAAUUAUUUGAAUCAUCUGGAGGAUUGCUUAAACGUUCCCAUGUUGGAGGCCUGUUUCGGUCCCUAUGGUGGCCCCAUUGAACCUGGCAUUUCCGUGGGCGGCAUGCCCAAAGUAAGUGGCGACGAAGAACCCAAUUAUCUGCUGGCCACCGGUGUCGUUUUGACCUUCCUUGGCAAAAAUCAAAACAAUGAAGCUCUGCUGGAACCCAACCUGGAAUGGGAAAAACGUUUUGUGGACUUUAUGAAGAACUAUACCAAUGAUCAACUUGAUAUUGCCUACUCGGCCGAACGUUCCAUUCAGGAUGCCAUCGUUGAGCUUUCGGAAGGUGAAGUCUCCACGGUGGCAAUCAGUUAUCUGGUGAUGUUCAUCUAUGUGGCCAUUGCUUUGGGUAAAAUCCGUAGCUGUUUACAUUUCCUGCGAGAAUCGAAGAUAGUCCUGGCCAUUGGCGGCAUUAUCAUUGUGCUGGCUUCGGUGCUCUGCAGUUUGGGAUUCUGGGGUUAUUUGAAUGUGGUCACAACAAUGUUGGCCAUUGAGGUUAUACCGUUCUUGGUCUUGGCUGUGGGUGUGGACAAUAUCUUCAUUAUGGUCCAUACCUAUCAUCGUUUGAAUCGCAAAAAGUUUGACAGCAUUGCCGAGGCCAUUGGUGAGGCGAUGGGCCAGGUGGGACCUUCGAUACUGCAAACGGCUGGUUCGGAAUUUGCUUGUUUUGCCAUUGGUGCCAUAUCGGAUAUGCCGGCUGUCAAGACCUUUGCCAUGUAUGCUGCUGCUGCAAUUUUCUUUAAUUUCCUCUUCCAAAUUACGGCCUUUGUGGCCAUGAUGGCGUUGGACGAGAGACGCUAUGAGUCGGGUCGCCUGGAUUUGUUCUGCUGCUGUAAAACCUCUAAGCAGCUAAAGGAGAGCGAAAGUGAUGCCAGUGUUGGAGUUUUGGAAAAGCUGUUUAAAAAUUUCUAUGCUCCCUUCAUUCUGUCGAAACCCGUAAAAGUCAUUGUCUGCAUUGUUUUCUUUGUGGUCACCACCCUGUCUUUGCUGGUAACACCCAAUUUGGAAUUGGGUUUGGACCAGGAAAUGUCCAUGCCCAAGGAUUCCCAUGUUGUUAAAUAUUUCCGUUACAUGGAUGAUCUAUUGGCAAUGGGUGCACCGGUCUAUUGGGUUCUGAAACCCGGUUUGGAUUACACAGAGCGUGAUCAUCAAAAUCUCAUAUGUGGUGGUGUGGAAUGUAACAAUAAUUCGCUGUCGGUACAGCUGUACACACAGUCCCUCUAUCCCGAUAUAACUUACCUCGCCCGUCCAGCAACAUCAUGGAUUGAUGACUACAUCGACUGGUUGGGUAUUGCCGAUUGCUGUAAAGUUAAUACGACCGAUAAUACGUUCUGCCCCAGUAAUUCUAAGGAAUACGAAUGUGAACCCUGUCCCCGCUCGUUUAUGGCAGAUGGCCUUAGACCCACUAAUGAAACCUUUAGGAAAUAUAUUCCCUAUUUCUUAUCUGACUUACCGGAUGCUGAGUGUGCCAAGGCUGGCAGAGCUUCCUAUGCCGAUGCCGUUGUUUACACCCUGGACAAUGAGGGAGAUAGUACCAUAUUGGAUACGUAUUUUAUGCAGUACUCCACAACCUCAACGACCUCCAUACAAUUCUAUUCGGCUUUGCGUGAGGCCCGACGUGUGGCCGAUGAAAUCAAUGCGAUGUUAAAGGAGAACAAUGUUGAUGCCUCCAUCUUUCCCUAUUGUGUCUUCUUCAUAUUCUAUGAACAAUAUUUGACAAUAUGGGAUGAUGCCAUCUUCUCCUUGGGUAUCUCUUUGCUGGCUGUAUUCAUGGUGACCUUCCUCAUAACUGGAUUCGAUAUUAUUUCGGCUGGCAUGGUACUCUUUAUGGUCUUCCUGAUUUUGGUAAAUAUGUGUGGCAUGAUGUGGGCCUGGAACAUCACCCUGAAUGCCAUCUCAUUGGUUAAUUUGGUGGUGUGUGUGGGUAUUGGUGUGGAAUUUGUAUCGCACAUUAUACGCUCGUAUAAGAAUGCCAUUGGUACCAGACAGGAACGUGCCCGUCAAUCGCUGGCGGUGACGGGUAGCAGUGUCCUCUCCGGCAUUACGCUCACCAAAUUUGCCGGUAUCAUUGUCUUGGGUUUCUCAAAUUCCCAGGUCUUUGAGGUCUUCUAUUUCCGCAUGUAUUUGGGUAUUGUGCUAAUUGGAGCUGCCCAUGGUUUGAUAUUAUUACCCGUACUCCUGAGUUUCUUUGGUCCCCGCAACAAAGAAGAACCGGAACCAACUGAAUAUACAGUAGCACUGGCAUAACUUACUUUUAUCACCAUAUCCAGAUCACAUUUAAUUAUUUUUAAGGAAAAUGUCAUUCAUUAAUAAGUCUGCAAUUAGUUGUUUAAGUUAAAAAUUAAAAAAAUAUUAUUUUUAUA